UAAAUGGCCUCGACUCUGCUGUCACCCAUGGUGGAUUAUUAUAACGACGAGGAAGAGCUAGACAGUGUGGAUGAAGAUGAAGAUCGCAGUUUCAGAGGCAGAGACUCAGAAGAAGACACAGAAGAUGCCAGUGAAACAGAUCUGGCCAAACACGAUGAGGGUGAUUAUGUUGAGAUCAAAGAACAGAUGUAUCAGGACAAAUUGGCAUCCCUGAAAAGACAGCUACAACAACUGCAAGAAGGCACACUGCAGGAGUACCAGAAGAGAAUGAAGAAGCUUGAUCAGCAGUAUAAAGAGAGACUGCGCAGCGCCGACCUCUUUCUACAACUUGAGACAGAGCAGGUGGAGAGGAACUACAUCAAAGAGAAGAAAGCAGCGGUGAAGGAGUUUGACGAUAAGAAAGUGGAACUGAAGGAAAAUCUUAUUGCAGAGCUGGAGGAGAAGAAGAAGAUGAUCGAGAAUGAGAAAUUAACUAUGGAGCUGACAGGAGAUUCCAUGGAGAUGAAACCUAUAAUGACCCGGAAGCUGCGGAGACGACCCAAUGACCCUGUGCCGAUUCCAGACAAGCGGAGAAAGCCUGCACCUGCUCAGUUAAACUAUUUACUCACUGAUGAACAGAUCACGGAGGAUCUGAGAACCUUAAACAAGCUUAAAUCUCCCAAAAGACCAGUGUCCCCGUCCUCUCCGGAGCACUUCCCGUCGACUCCGGUGGACGCUCCAUCCCAGCGCUACGAGGCACGGAUCGAGGAGGGCAAACUCUACUAUGAUAAGAGAUGGUACCACAAAGGUCAAACAAUCUAUCUGGAGUCCAAGGAGAACACCAAGAUCAGCUGUGUCAUCAGCUCUGUGGGGACCAAUGAGAUCUGGGUGAGAAAGACAAGCGACAGUACGAAGAUGAGGAUCUAUUUAGGACAGCUGCAACGAGGGGCCUUCAUCAUCCGACGCCGAUCUGCAGCGUAGACGUCCUGUGUGUGUGUGUGUGUGUGUGUGUGUGUGUGUGUUUUUUUUUUUUAAACAAACAUUUUUAAGCUCUUCCUGUUUUACCAAGUCAGUUACUACAUGCAUGAAAUUUCCUCCUGCUUCUCAUAUUAUUUUUCUAUCACUCUCACACAUAUGGAAUAGAUUUCCCAACGAAUAUCAUGAAAUGUUUCCCGUUUAUGUUUAUUUUUGUCUUUUUGUUCUCUAUGAACUCAGCAAGAGCUCAAAACACUUUGGGAUUGUAUUCUAUUACAGUGAGGCAUUUACAAAUCGUAUUUAGUUGUAUUUUUCUUUUCUUUGAUAUGUAAUGCCAUAAUCUGUUCUCUCCAUGCAUUUGAAAGUUUACAGGAUUUGAAAUUACUUUGCUAGUUUUAAUUUUGUAUUCAGUUGAAUAUUAAAUAAAUUUGGCUCAAACAGUGCAAAACAA
Carassius gibelio (silver crucian carp) is the source of this 1405-nucleotide messenger RNA. Its product is annotated as sin3 histone deacetylase corepressor complex component SDS3. Gene Ontology annotation, cellular component: Sin3-type complex. The transcript has 12 exons. Gene Ontology annotation, biological process: negative regulation of transcription by RNA polymerase II. NCBI's taxonomy places the organism in Eukaryota, Metazoa, Chordata, Actinopteri, Cypriniformes, Cyprinidae. The record is from RefSeq and is a predicted model, not a curated record. The coding region runs from base 4 to 960 and encodes 318 amino acids. Gene Ontology annotation, molecular function: histone deacetylase binding.